AUGCGAGAGAGCGAAGCGGUCACAGCCGAGCAGCACAGUCGCGAGUCCAUCCGCAUUGCUCGGACCACGCGCGAGUUAUUGAAGAAGUUUGCUGCAGCCUAUCGCAUGUUCUCGGACAUGGACGACCAUGCGCCUCGGACGACAUCCACGCAUAGUAUGUCUACCAUUGAGAGCAGCUUCACGGAUGAAGACAUCCAUGAGCACAUCGCGAUCACAAAGGAACUGUUCUUGCUCAUCAUCCAGGAUCAGUCGGUGCAAUUCUUGAUGGAUGAGUUAGAACUCCCGCACGACCGUGCGAACCUCUUCGAGAUCAUUGAUGCCGACGGCAGCGGCACGCUGCAUGUGACCGAAUUGGUGCAGGGCCUGCUGAAGAUCCGCGGCGAGGUGAAGAAGAGCGACGCGGUGGCUACGCUGCUGGCCACGAAAGCCAUUCAGAACAUGGUCCUGGAGACUCGACCCGAGUUCACGAGAGGGUGGUUUCGUGUGGUUUCUUUCGACCCGAAGGUCGCAUGA
Molecule: messenger RNA, 513 nt
Organism: Durusdinium trenchii
Lineage: Eukaryota; Dinophyceae; Suessiales; Symbiodiniaceae
Source: the annotation of a GenBank genome assembly